CUUUUAUCCGUGAAACAAUCCAGACUCCAAAGCCACAGACCCUCUUCAUCCAUUAAACCCUUUCAUAUCUUCCAAAAUUCGUAAUUCUAUUUUUAUCAGUAAUUCAAGAAAACAGCAAAUCCAUGGCAGUCAUAUUUUCUUCUUCAAACAUGAUUGUCCAGAUCAGAAAUCAUUCAUCAGCAUCUCCGCCAUCGGUAAAAGCUUUUGCUUCUUCAAAAGGGGGUUUCGUAAACCCUAUCAACUUCAAGAUUCCUUCAAAUUUCACGCAUAACCCAUCUUCUUUCGCAAUCAAAGCCUACCAGGAUGAACCGAAACUCGAACCCAAAAGAAGCAUAUCGACACCAACAAAGCCUAAAGUUGCCAAUUUCAAGGAACCAGUUCUCGAAAAACAAUCCUUAACAUUUGUCGAUUCAAAGCAAUCUCCAAAAGAAAGAACAACCACACAAACAUCAUUGGACUAUCAACUAGUUCUCAAGUAUCCACUUGUUACCGAAGCCGCAAUACAAAAAAUCAUAAAAGAAAAUACUUUGGUUUUUAUGGUCGAUGUACGUGCCAACAAAAAAGAUAUUCGAAACGCGUUUGAAAACAUGCUUAAGAUCAAGACAAAGAAAAUCAACACGCUCAUCAACUAUGAUGGGACUAAAAAAGCUUUCAUACAGUUGUCGCCUGAGAAUCAGGCGACAACUGUUGCUAAGAAAAUGAAAAUCUUAGCUUAGAUUUUGAUUUUUGUUGAGGAUUUUAAUUUUGAUGUUGUAUAUAACCAAGGGAAGCAAAGAUAUGAAGAUGAAAAUGAAAAUGAGGAGCAUGUAGGUUGACAAUAUGACUUUUGUUUGGUAUUUUGUUUAAACUACCAAACUUAGUUUUGGAUCUUGAUUUUGGUUUUGUCCCUUUUGUUAAUCAUGUUGGUUGUAUUAUGUUUAAAUAUUACCUUGUUUAAUUGGUUAAGACACAAAUUAAUUACUUAUUUGCCCUUUUUUCCCUCACAACAACUCUUGCAUUUAAAUUGAUUAAGUGUUGUUAAAAACUAUAGAUAUUGUGAAAUUUGUUUUUAAGGAUGUAUAUAUAAAAUGGUC
Molecule: messenger RNA, 1073 nt
Organism: Lactuca saligna
Lineage: Eukaryota; Viridiplantae; Streptophyta; Magnoliopsida; Asterales; Asteraceae
Source: the annotation of a GenBank genome assembly